Messenger RNA from Salarias fasciatus (jewelled blenny), 927 nucleotides. Its product is annotated as trace amine-associated receptor 1-like. Gene Ontology annotation, cellular component: membrane. Gene Ontology annotation, biological process: G protein-coupled receptor signaling pathway. Bases 1 to 927 code for a protein of 308 amino acids. The transcript is spliced from 2 exons. Gene Ontology annotation, molecular function: trace-amine receptor activity. The record is from RefSeq and is a predicted model, not a curated record. NCBI's taxonomy places the organism in Eukaryota, Metazoa, Chordata, Actinopteri, Blenniiformes, Blenniidae.
AUGACAGGAGGAGACCUAGUGAACCGAACUCAUAUUGAUGAUACACAUCCCUGCUAUGAGAUUGAUAUUGUUUCUUCCACAUUUAAAAGCUCCCCUUCCACAGUAUGUCUUUUAUUGUACAUUUUCAUCAGUUCUGUAUCUGCUGUAACUGUGUUUGGAAACCUUCUGGUAAUAAUCUCCAUUAUUUACUUCAAACAGCUGCACACUCCCACUAACUCUUUAAUCCUUUCUCUGGCUGUGGCCGACCUGCUUGUGGGUUUUGUGGUGUUUCCUCUCAAUAUGGAAUUCUCUGUCAACCUAUGUUUUUACUAUCCUGACGUACUUUACAGGUACUAUGCAGUGUGCCAGCCUCUGACAUACAGAACUAAAAUCAAUGUUCAUAUUGUUGCGAUCAUGAUUGUCGUAGCCUGGUGCAUUUCAGUUCUGGUUGCAAUUGGUUUUCUUGUUGCAGCAUUGAACUUUGAAAAAUGUCAAGAAAACUGUUUUUUUGGGAUCUUACUUGCAAAUAUUUUGGGACCAAUGUUUUCAUUUUACAUCCCAGUAAUCGUCAUGGUGGGCAUCUACCUGAAGAUUUUCCUGGUGGCUCAGAAACAGGCACGCAGCAUCCAGAACACACACUGUCAGAGCACAAACUAUCGAAUGACAGUCAGAAAGGUGGAAGGAAAGGCCACAAGAACUCUGGCAAUUGUAAUGGGAGUCUUUCUGAUGUGUUGGACUCCUUUCUUUCUGUGUUUUGCUGCUGAGCUUUUGGGAAAUGCUUCUGUGCCUGCUGAAGUGUAUGAAACCCUAGUCUGGCUUGCACUGUUUAACUCCAUGCUCAAUCCGUUCAUCUAUGCUUUUUUUUACAGCUGGUUCAGAUCAGCUUUCAGACUCAUCCUAUCUGGAAAAAUAUUUCAAGGAGACUUUUCUCAUGCAAAAUUGAUUUGA